Messenger RNA from Cydia strobilella, 4426 nucleotides. Its product is annotated as ubiquitin-conjugating enzyme E2Q-like protein 1. NCBI's taxonomy places the organism in Eukaryota, Metazoa, Arthropoda, Insecta, Lepidoptera, Tortricidae. Bases 456 to 1220 code for a protein of 254 amino acids. The record is from RefSeq and is a predicted model, not a curated record. The transcript has 5 exons.
UUACAAGAAUUUCCAUCUGCAAGGCCAGCUGGUGCGUAAUCACUGGGACUUUUACUUUGUUCCCGUGAGACGCACCCAGUUCAUUCACACAAAGAGCUGCACCCGGCAGCCGUGAUAUGCAUGCGCUGGCGCCGCAGCGUCCGCGCAGCGCGCGAUAACCGCAGCCUGCCACUGUGCCAACCCAAGUCUCCGCGCUCUCACUUCGCUAGCUAACGCACGUGUCCGAAGACGCGUCGCGCGCCCUCGUCCCCGCGAGUGAUGCCGAUGACGGACUUUUCAAGUUACCAAACACUGGCAGCUUGCAAAACGUAAUCCGAAAAAAAAAAUCUGACGUUUGUGCGUCACUGAACUGGCGCAUCGAGACGUGUUGAUGUAAACAAAAAUUGUGUGAAAACAAAACUCUGGAAGUUUAGUGCUGUUAGGAGUGAGUAAAAUAAAUAAAAAAAUUGUGCAAAAUGACGUCGCGUUCAAAAGAAAAAGUAGCAGCUGCGUUUAGGAAGCUGUUUCGGUCUCCGGAGAAACUGGAUAAUGAUGGAGCCGGGCCGAGCGGGUCCCCGGCCAGGCGCGGGCUACUACGGCGACACAGAGACGGUGUGAGUCCAGCAGAAGUGGCCAGCCACCCCGGCAGCCCGUCGCCCGCCGCCCUCAGCAAGAAGGGCGCCGGCGCGAGCGACGUGCGCGAGCGCGCCGCCGCCGCCGCCGCGGUGCGCACGCGACGGCUCAUGAAGGAACUCAAAGAAAUACAGCGGUCACAGGAAAGCCGCUCUGAUCCUUUGUUUACGGUGGAGCUGGUAAACGACAACCUGUUCGAGUGGCACGUGCGGCUGCAUCAGAUCGACCCCGAGAGCGAGCUGGCGGCCGACCUGCGCGAGCUGCACAUCCCCAAUAUCCUGCUGCACCUGGUCUUCCCCGAGAACUUCCCCUUCGCGCCGCCCUUCAUGCGGGUCAUCGAGCCCAGGAUAGAAAAGGGAUUUGUAAUGGAAGGCGGCGCGAUCUGCAUGGAACUCCUAACGCCGCGAGGCUGGGCGUCAGCCUACACAGUGGAAGCCGUGGUGAUGCAGUUCGCAGCGUCGGUGGUGAAGGGGCAGGGGCGCGUGGCGCGCGCGCCGCCGCGGCCCUCGCGCGAGUUCUCGCGCCGCCGCGCCGAGGAGGCCUUCCGCUCGCUCGUCAAGACCCACGACAAAUACGGAUGGGUCACACCGGCUCUGUCCGACGGUUGAGCGCUAUGUAAGUCAAGUAUACUGCGUAGGUCCAAUUUCCAGCUGACUACAGACAGCCGAAAUGCAGAUUAGAUCUCUAUUAGUUAAUUAAUCGGAUAUAAUUUUAAAAGUAUUCUCAUAACUUAGUGCAAUUUUUAAUAAAUCUGUGUCGUUAGAUGACUGUAUAUCCCCUUAGACAAGUUCCCGUGUCGAAGCGAAUACAAUGAUUGAUCAGUGUUUUCAUGCUUCUAUUAAAGUAAUUAAGUAUUAUCCUUGUAGUUAGGUUACGAUAAAUAUAUUGUGAGCGGUGCAAUGUCUUAUUCAAAAUUACUAAAAAAGCGGUCAAUAUUUUAUUUAAGUAUUAUUAAGAGUAUUAAGAAGACAUAGAGUACUCACUCCAUACAUCGGUUUUGUUACCAAAAAGACUAUUAUUUUCGUAGUCUACAUCUAGCGUCAAGUAGCGGAACGAUCAGUACUGCUACUCGACAAUCAAUUUAGCGGCAAAUGGAAAGUCUCAUGCUCAACGAUUUUCAGCUAAUAUUAUAACCGGAUUAACCGGAACUCAAUUUUUACCUCCUUUCUGCUUAUAAUAUUAGUUACAAAUUCUUGAGCAAUACACUUUUCGUCAGUCGCAACACAUGGGACAUCUAGUGUCGAGUAGCAGUACUGAUAGUUCCGGUCUUUUUGGUAACAAACCGAUGUAUGGAGUGAGCAGUUGAGCAGUUGAGCACUCUAUGUCUUCUUAAUUCUCUUUGGUACCAAGCAAUCGGGACAUUGGUAACUUACUGGUCAAUUUGAGUUUUAAUUAUUAGAUCUGUUUCCAAUAUGAUCCUGAUCUGCCACUGCCAAAAGUGACGUUUUUGGUUGAAGAAAUGUCAGUUUUGACACUGACAGAUCAGCAUCGUAUAGGAAACAGAUCUAAUGACUAAAACUCGAAUUGGCCUGUAGAUCGAUCAUACAAAUUAGCUAAUUGACAUUAGAUUGGUGUGGUAACAAUCUAACACUCUUAAAGCUUGAGCCUCGGUUCUCCAAACAAACGUAGUUACCGCUCUCAUUUUGAAACGACUAGCUAGAUUGCUCUGAAACUUUGUACUUACAAUAAGAUAAGGUAUAUUUUAUUGUAUUGUCUGUAGUUAGUUUAUGUAGCUCCAGAUACCACAGUAAAAAAAAUACAGCGAAUUUAAGUUUUUCAUACAAAACUGGUUUUGCUCCAUUUCGUUUGUUUUAUAAACUGGAGCUAUAUAAACUAAUUACAGACCUAGAUAUACCCUAAUGUUAUUGUAUAUGCAAAGUUUCGUUACAAUCCAACACGUAGUUUUAAAAUGAGAACGAAACUCCGUUUGUAUGGGAAGGUGAAAUUCGGCCGAGCUUGCCGGGGACUUUUAAUUAAAAAAUACCGAUUUCAUGUGAUGUCUGGGAUAUAGUAUUUAUAUUUCAUUAACUUUUUGAAAUCGCCGAGCCACUAACCUAAUACCUAAAAUUCGAUUGAAAGAUCACAAGGGCUCGGUGGGUACCUACCUACUACCUACACUGACUCUUGUCAAAAAUAUUCAGUCAAACAAUUCGUAUUUUACAUAAUCGUAACUAAACUUCUUCAGGUCAAAAUUUCACCUCUGUCCAUUAACUACGUCAAAUCUUUUUAAAUAAGUACCUACCUAUUGUAAGAAUUUUGCAUGUGCCGAUUACCUGUGUAUCGCUCAAAAAUACAUAUGUAUAUUAAGCUAGUGUCUAGCUGCUAGACCAACAUACUUUUUACUGUUUUGUAAAUUGUAAAGAUGUGCCAAACUACGACUGUACAUAUAGAUAAUACUGGCGUCUGCAUACAUUUUAAAUCCAGAGAACUCUUACAGCACGCUCAAUACUUUCAUACUAAUGGUCAUUCCUUAUAAUUGUAAAUGGAAAAUUUCACUUCUAUUGUGUCUUAGAAAAACAAUUCUAGUUCGAUGUCUAGCUGCCUGUCCUAGAUAUAACAUUUAAACUUAAAAACAUCAAGAAACUCAAAAUUAUAAUGUUGUAUUAUUUGAUUGAUCAAUCAAGCAAAGCAGUAUAACGUUUUAAAGGAAAUGUUUCCGUCCCAACGUCAUUUAAACACUUGAUAUUGUAGAUAAAUUAGUAUUACUAUAUAAAAUCCAUUCCAGUAGAAAAAAGGAAGAACUUGUUGCGUGAAUUAUUUGUUAUAUUUAUAUCAAACAACAUAAUAUAUUGAAAAAAAUUAAGACAUUGAAAAUACAUAUAUUUUGAUUGACGUGAUUCAAACAAAUAUACGUCCAAAUAUAAUUUUCACAUGUUUUUGCCUAGUUUUAAUUAUAGCGAUAUUAUAACCCAUUAUCCUACAUAUUAAUUUCCAAAAAUUGCAUAACUCAAACUUAAGGCCGUUCCAUCGGUUUGCCACUGUCUUUGUCACAUUUCGCAAGAAAGAACGGGAAAGAACAUACGCGCCAAGUGUCAAUUUUGAUCGAAUUUUGUCGGUUUUUAGUUAUUUUAAAAACGUUACCCUACAAUAUCGAAAAUCUAAAGCUAUGAAAUUACUAUUUAUGUUAAGAUUGUUUUUUCUUCUUUUUUUGUUUAUAGUAUCACAUAAUAAAUAACCGAGUAAAGUAGGAUUAAAAGUCCGAGUUAGAGGUUACUUUGGGAAUUAAUUGUAUUGAGCGAAGUGUCAUAAUUCGUGUAUCGGAAGCUAUGUUGUUAAAGAUAAUAUAGUCAAGAACUACAUAUAUUUUUUCCACGUCUACGAAUAUCAACGCCUCUUAGAAAAACAUGAUCAUAUAAGGAGAUUUUUCGCCUUCUGGCUCAGGGAACCGCCUUAACACCAAAAAUAAAACAACAUUUCUCUAAGCACAAAGAGAAUAUAUACUCCAUUAAAUUUUUUAUAAGGUAAAGCCGCGUAUAUAUUUAUACACCUACGCUUUGAAUAGUAUGAAUUAAUUUACGUGUGUAUUGUAGUUAUUAUUUAAUUAUAUGAGUGGUCAAGUGCUCAAAUUAGUAGAUAUUUUGGAAAAAAAACUUGAAAAGAAAGGCUUGUGGUAACUUAAAUUUUUAUUAUUAAAUUAGAUACAAAUACGCGUAAAUGUAUGUAACUAGAAAAUAUUUCUUGAUGUUGUUAAUUUGUUCUGUAAACCAAAGAUGUUUAUUUUUAUGUAAUAUUCCAAUGCAGUGCAAAAUGUGUAUUUAUACCUGGAUUAUAUGUACAAUGUUAUAUGGGUGUAAUAAAUUACAUGCUCAAAAUA